This is a messenger RNA of Rhizophagus irregularis DAOM 181602=DAOM 197198, 903 nucleotides long. RefSeq lists its product as uncharacterized. Lineage: Eukaryota; Fungi; Glomeromycota; Glomeromycetes; Glomerales; Glomeraceae. The record is from RefSeq and is a predicted model, not a curated record.
CAAUUUUUUUUUUGAAAAUGGCAUCAGCAGAUAUUCCAGAUUCUAUGAUACAAGUCAAAGCAUUCCUUUUUGAUGUAUUUGGUACAAUAGUAGAUUGGAGAACGACAUUAACUCAAGAAUUAUCAUCAUUCGCAACUUUAACUUCAACUCGAAUCUCUAAUCAAACUUUAUUAAAUAAAGAUUGGCAUUCAUUUACACAAAAAUGGAGAAAUGGUUAUAAUUUAUAUAUUAAUUCAUCAAAUUCAGGAAAAGCUCAGUUCUUAACAGUUGAUUCUCUUAAUGAACAAAUUUUAGAAAAAUUAAUCACUGAAUUUGAUUUAGUUCAUUUAUGGUCUGAUGAAGAAUUGGAAAAUUUAGUUAAUCUUUGGCAUAAUUUAGAUCCUUAUAAAGAUACUGUACCUGGAAUAACUAGACUUGGUGAUAAAUAUAUCAACGCUAUUUUAAGUAAUGCUAAUGUUAAAUUAUUGGUAGAUUUAAAAAGAAAUGCUGAUUUAAAUUGUUUUGAUUAUAUGUUUUCUGCCGAAAUUUGGAAAUGUUAUUUACCUAAUCCUAAAGUAUAUUUGGAUUGUUGUAAAAUGUUAAAUUUACGCCCUGAACAAGUUGCUAUAGUAUCUCAUAUUAAAAGUGAUUUAAAGAAUGCAAAAAAAUUAGGUUUAAAAACUGUUCUCGUACAACGUGAAGAUUAUUAUGAUGAUGAGGAUAAGAAUAAAGAAACCAACGAUUAUGAAGAAGAAACCAAUGGAUUUGGUGGUCAAGCCAAUCAUGAAUUUGAUUUGACUAUUAAUGAUUUUGAAGAAUUGGCUAAAAGUAUGGCUUGUUAAUUACUAUAUGGAUCAAACUAUGGCUUGUUAUCCAAAUUAUGGCUUAUUGUCCAAAAUUUUGACUUUUGUUGUCCAGACUCCC